Puntigrus tetrazona (Sumatra barb) is the source of this 2673-nucleotide messenger RNA. It is a transcript of the gene hoxa11a, whose product is annotated as homeobox A11a. The coding region runs from base 139 to 990 and encodes 283 amino acids. Gene Ontology annotation, cellular component: nucleus. Gene Ontology annotation, molecular function: DNA-binding transcription factor activity, RNA polymerase II-specific; RNA polymerase II cis-regulatory region sequence-specific DNA binding. Gene Ontology annotation, biological process: anatomical structure development; regulation of transcription by RNA polymerase II. The record is from RefSeq and is a predicted model, not a curated record. The transcript has 2 exons. Lineage: Eukaryota; Metazoa; Chordata; Actinopteri; Cypriniformes; Cyprinidae.
CGUCAUCUUACGUCUCAAAAUUUCUGCCUCGCGGAUACCCCUACAACUCUGGUGAGAGGCACGCGCGCGUGAGAGCUAUGUUGUGGGCGUUGCGUAUAGGUCUCGCUAGCCCGAGCUGCUAGAAGCUGCGCGGGUACAAUGAUGGAUUUUGACGAGAGGGUUUCCGUUGGCUCCAACAUGUAUCUGCCCAGCUGCACGUAUUACGUCCCGGGGGCUGAUUUCUCCACGUUGCCCUCUUUCCUCUCCCAAAGUCCGUCUUCUCGUCCGGUUACCUACUCUUACUCAUCUAACCUGCCUCAGGUACAGCAUGUCAGGGAGGUUACAUUCCGAGACUAUGCUAUUGACGCGUCCAGUAAAUGGCCUCACCGGGGUCCGCUGGCUCAGUGUUAUCCGUCGGAGGACGUAGUGCACAGGGAGUGUUUACCAGCGGCGACGGCAGUCGGUGAAAUGUUCCCAAAGAAUAACGCGUCCGCGUAUUAUCACUCAUCGAACUCGACCUCCGCGUCCAAUUUCUACGGCAACGUUGGGAGAAACGGGGUGCUUCCUCAAGCGUUUGACCAGUUUUUUGACACCGCCUACGGGGGCUCGGAAAGCGUGGCGAACAGCGACUACGCGGCGCGGGAUAAAACGCACUCUAACAAACAGCCAACGCCGGCGCCCGCACCGGAGCAGGAGCCCGAAGGAAAGGAGCGACAGGAGACCAGCAGUCCCGAAUCUUCUUCCGGAAACAACGAGGAAAAGAGCAGCGGCGCGAGCAGUGGACCCAGGGUUCGCAAGAAGAGAUGUCCCUACACCAAAUUUCAAAUCCGGGAGCUCGAGAGGGAGUUUUUCUUCAGCGUGUACAUCAACAAAGAGAAGCGACUACAGCUCUCACGGAUGCUCAACCUCACCGAUCGCCAAGUGAAAAUCUGGUUUCAGAACCGGAGAAUGAAGGAAAAGAAACUCAACCGGGACAGGUUACAAUACUACAGUACCAACCCACUGCUCUAGGGAAAGGAAAUAACAACAGAUACAACACAGCAGCUGCAGUAAUCACAUAGAAGACGUUAUACAGACACUCAGCGGUUAACUUCAAGUUCGUGACACGGCACCAUUCACGUGUAUACAAUUAUAGAGAGCAUAUAGGACAUUAAAAUUCACGUUUUAAAUACGGGUCGUCUGUGCUCGUAAUAGGUAAAUGUAUGCAAUUUUUGGCGAGCAGAACGUAUUUAACUGAGAGCUCGCGACACGCGGACUGUUCCGCCGUGGACAGUCGUGAUGGACGCGCGCGGAUUGAGUGAAACCGGCUGAAAUGUUUGGGUCUAAACGAGGAAAGGCUUCUGACAGGCCAUCCCCUGCGCCGUGCGAGUUUGUUUUGUGGAGGAAUGUCGUACAGGUCGUCCCGAUGACUUCGGCGUGACCAAAUGCGAAAAGUAACGUCAGCGUGACUGCUCCCAGUUUCCAAAUUAUUUAUUUGAUUUGCCAACCAAAUAUAAUUUUCGUCCAGCGAAUAAGACUUUCGCGUGUACGGCCGUCUCUCGGGAGCGUAAAAGACUCGCACUGACUUAAACGCGACCAUCCGAAGUUUUCAGUUGCAGCAAACUCCGUGAACGCAGAAAUAAAACAGACAAUGGGCCUGACUGGACGGAGAAAAUGCAAUCUCGCCGAAUCUCGUCCCUAAGCGUAAACAUUUUCGGACUCGAAGCUGGUCAUCUCUCACACGGACUCUUUCGGGCUUAAAAAAAAAAGGUUUUCACGGUGACUUUAUUCGCACUCUGCACCACUAUGAACAUAACCCUGGGGUUAAAAUAGAUUUUGGCUGAUUGUAUUCCAGAAAAUCUUCUUUAUGACGUAUACUUAAAUUAAACAAUUAAAGGGGUACGACGUAUAUAUUUGUAGUACACGGUUUUCCUUUCAAAUAUAUCUAUAAUUGUGUACAUAUGUAUUAUGCAUGAGUAUACACUUGCGCGUUAUGUGCAUUUAUAAAAAAAGCAAUGUUUUGUUUAGUUUUUCUUCUUUUUCUCAAGAACUCUCUCGGACCACGAGAAGCAGCGAUUGUUACCUGACAGUUUUACCGUCACGUUGGUUACAGUACUAUUUGCAGUUAUCAUCUGAAUGUUUACGACCGUACUCGUAGUGUUCAUAUAUGACAGCCUAAGAGCAAUAAACCAAGACAGUGGGAGAGAGAAAGAAAGUAGAAAGUGGAAGAGAGGGGGAGAGAAAGACUGAGCUUUAUGGUUGCUUGCUGCAGAGCGACACGGCCUGGCCGGCGCAUCCUUUGAGGCGCUGAGGAAUAUCCGCCUAAUUACGGGGACAUCCUCCUUGUUGCUUCAGCAACACGACCAUAAAAGCUGUCUGUGUCUGGAGCAUUUGGGCAAUUGCAGUGUGGUGCCAUAAACCGUCUGAGAACCAAGGUUAUUAGCCACAAUUCCAAGGGGACAGUGGCAAACAGUUUGACGCGCGGCUUUCAGCAGCGCUCGCGCGCUUUCUGCAUGUUGCAUUCAUUUCACACUAAACGUGUUUUUUUCUGUUGUAUUCAUUAUUUAUUAUUAUGGGUUUUUUUUUUAUUUUGAUUUGUUGACAUAUUGAUUGGCAGUGACUCUGUUGGUUCCACGAGUAGGUACAAAUGGCCUCCAUUGGGAGGCACUCGUGAGAUCAAUGUCAUGGCCGAGGCUCAUUGAUUGAACAGGAGGA